AUGGGACAAGAUGGUUCCAGUCCAGUGGACGAGAGCGCUCCCUCCAAGACACUCGAAAGCCGUACCCUCGAUGGUCUAGCCAAGUACAUCCGCGAUGGACAUGCAAAGCGCAUUGUUGUCAUGACCGGCGCAGGCAUCUCGACAAGUGCUGGCAUCCCCGAUUUCCGCUCGCCAAACACUGGUCUCUAUGCCAAUCUUGCUAGACUCAAGUUACCGUACGCGGAGGCUGUUUUCGACAUCUCAUAUUUCCGCGACAACCCGACGCCAUUUUAUACUCUGGCUCACGAGCUUUAUCCUGGGAAAUAUCGUCCGACUGUUACACACUCGUUUAUCCGUUUGCUGCAUGAGAAGGGGCUGUUGCUCAAGCUGUUUACGCAGAAUAUUGACUGUCUUGAACGCGAAGCUGGUGUGCCUGAUGAGUCUAUCAUUGAAGCCCAUGGCAGUUUUGCUCGUCAGAGUUGCAUUGAUUGCAAAAGCGCAUACCCCCAGGAAGAGUUGAAGAAACACAUUGAAGCCAAGACUAUCCCUCGCUGCCAAAAGUCCAGCUGCAAUGGUUUAGUAAAACCCGAGAUUGUCUUUUUCGGCGAGCAACUACCCAGUGCAUUCUUUGACAACAUUGAUGUGCCCACGGAAGCCGACCUCUGCAUUGUUCUGGGCACUUCUCUGCAGGUACAGCCAUUCGCAAGUCUACCCGGCGCUUGCAAGUCCGGCGUCCCUCGAGUGCUGAUCAACAUGGAAAGGGUCGGUGGUCUCGGUUCACGUUCCGACGACGUCUUGCUAUUAGGCGACUGCGAUACAGGUGUCCGAAAACUCGCAAAAGCCGUCGGCUGGCAAGAUGAGCUAGAAAAUCUAUGGGCAAAAACAGAUCCUGAAUAUGUUGCUGGCAAGCCCAUCAAGACAAAAGACGAGAUUGCCAAAGAAGAAGCCAAGAAGACACGAGAUGAGAGGUUCCAGGAUGAAGUCGACAAGCUUACCAAAGAGGUGGACAAGACUUUGGAUUUGUCCAAGUGGCAUCAGGAUCAGAUCAGAAAGGAUCAUCUUGACGACCAAACCGAUUCUGGCUCCAAGGACUCGGCUAACAGCGAGAAGACCAUGCGCUAUGAUGAGAAUGCCGAUGACAAGGAAAAAGCACCUACCAAUGGACUGGGACAUGUGUUUCCGCACAUCAAUGAAAAGUCCUCGCUAUAA
Messenger RNA from Aureobasidium vineae, 1188 nucleotides. The record is from the annotation of a GenBank genome assembly. NCBI's taxonomy places the organism in Eukaryota, Fungi, Ascomycota, Dothideomycetes, Dothideales, Saccotheciaceae.